AUGAGCUCGAUCGAGCUGAGUUGGACCAAGGAUUGGGGGAUCACGUUCUUGGCUAAGGGAGAGAAGAAGAUGGUGACCUUUAGGCAGCUUGGAGAUCUGUUUGGGUUCACUAUGGAGAAGGUAACCAAGUGGAACAUCAAGGAAGAAGAACUCCAAAGAGUUUGGGCUACAAUCGCUGAGGGGUACUCUUCCUCAAGGUCCAAGGCUGCUCAGAUCAGGAGCCCAGUGCUUAGAUAUGUGCACAAGGCUCUUGCCAACACCUUCUUUGCAAGGAAAGCCACUGGGACAAUCAAUGAGGGAGAAGUGAAGCUCCUUGACAUGGGAAUCAAGCCCUAUCAUCUCACGCACAAGGAUGGGAAGAAGAUCAGAGGAGAUAGGGCACACGCAGGGAACUCAUGCCUCUCCUUGAGCAGCUCCAACCUACAAGUCACAGCUUACAACACUAGGCACCAAAGAGGAAGAAAGCUUAGUGUUGGAGGGUGA
Messenger RNA from Microthlaspi erraticum, 483 nucleotides. The record is from the annotation of a GenBank genome assembly. Lineage: Eukaryota; Viridiplantae; Streptophyta; Magnoliopsida; Brassicales; Brassicaceae.